Messenger RNA from Mytilinidion resinicola, 1165 nucleotides. RefSeq lists its product as uncharacterized. Gene Ontology annotation, biological process: dolichol-linked oligosaccharide biosynthetic process; polyprenol catabolic process. The transcript has 2 exons. The record is from RefSeq and is a predicted model, not a curated record. The coding region runs from base 68 to 1000 and encodes 310 amino acids. Gene Ontology annotation, cellular component: endoplasmic reticulum. Gene Ontology annotation, molecular function: 3-oxo-5-alpha-steroid 4-dehydrogenase activity. NCBI's taxonomy places the organism in Eukaryota, Fungi, Ascomycota, Dothideomycetes, Mytilinidiales, Mytilinidiaceae.
CAUCGCCAUUCCGCGAUUGCCAGCAAACCAAUCCACCCGGAGACCCGGUGGCUGAAGCGACCUGCCCAUGGACCUGGAUGGGCCCCUCGCCGCGCUGCUGGAUCCCGUGCUGCUGCUGCGUGCCUUCUACCUGGCCGCCGCCGCUCUGAUACUGCUCAUCAGCGCCGUGCCUGCGCUUAGCGAUCGCUUUCUUGCCUAUGGCUCUCGUUCUGCCCGUUCCCCAGCGCCCAGAAAUGCGCCCACCGUCCUCGCCCGUGUGCUCGACCAUUUGACGACCUACCGUGUCCCGCACCUCUACUUCGCGCAUUUCUAUAUCCUCUCCAUUCUGAGCUCCCUGUUUUGGGCGCAUCAGAUCUGGACACGUGGGCCUGGUUUCGAGCUCCUAGCCACCUUCGUCCCCGAAGACUCUCCUACCAUGACUCUCCCGCAGAUCUACAUGGUCUGGGCAUUGAUGCUGCUACAGGGAGUUCGUCGCCUGCUUGAGUGUUUGGUGUCGGCCUCAAAUUCGAUGAGCACCAUGUGGAUAGGCCACUACAUCCUCGGCCACCUCUUCUACCUGGCAGUGAACAUCAGCAUCUGGAUUGAAGGGGUCCAGGCCAUCCGCGCCCCCUCCCCUUCGUCGCACCCCCAACCAGCGUUCUCAUCGCUCAUACUGCCCCUCGUUCUCCCCAUCCUUCUCGCCGCCCAUGUCGGCCAGCACAGCUACCACGCCUACCUAUCGUCUCUUCGCGCAACGAAGCACUCGUACAGUCUUCCCUCCCAUCCGCUGUUUCCGAACGCCAUUUGCCCCCAUUACACGCUUGAGACCUUGAUAUAUAUCUGUCUGGCUCUUCUUGCGGCGCCCGAGGGGCGACUAGUGAAUUGGACUGUUGCGACUGGGGCAGUAUUCGUUGCCGUUAAUCUCGGCGUCACUGCCCACGGCACUAAAGCGUGGUAUGUUGACCAAUUCGGCGAGGAAAAGGUGGCUCAAAGGUGGAAGAUGGUCCCGUGGGUAUGGUAGAUUGUGCGAUGAGCAAGUAGCAAAGCUCCAAUACACGAGUGCUCUGCACUGCACUUAUCUUGGUAUGACUUGGAUUUAUAUUUGCCCGGUGUGGUCAAAGUACGGAAUAACUUACGGAUGUUCUCCUGCGUUACUAAUGUCACAGAAUGCUUUCUCUCUAACCAU